Molecule: messenger RNA, 478 nt
Organism: Chelmon rostratus (copperband butterflyfish)
Lineage: Eukaryota; Metazoa; Chordata; Actinopteri; Chaetodontiformes; Chaetodontidae
Gene: phf5a
Product: PHD finger protein 5A
Exons: 4
Coding region: 57-389 (110 amino acids)
Biological process (GO): mRNA splicing, via spliceosome
Cellular component (GO): U12-type spliceosomal complex; U2 snRNP; precatalytic spliceosome
Source: RefSeq, a predicted model, not a curated record
CGGUCAAAGGUGAAAGUUGAACCAACCCAGCAGCGCUCACAUUACGUUAGCCGACAAUGGCUAAACAUCAUCCAGAUUUGAUCUUUUGCAGAAAACAAGCCGGCGUCGCUAUCGGGAGACUUUGCGAGAAAUGUGAUGGGAAAUGUGUCAUCUGUGACUCCUAUGUGAGGCCAUGCACGCUGGUGCGCAUCUGUGAUGAAUGCAACUACGGCUCCUAUCAGGGGCGCUGCGUCAUCUGCGGCGGACCCGGAGUAUCUGAUGCCUACUACUGUAAAGAGUGCACCAUCCAGGAGAAAGAUCGAGAUGGCUGUCCUAAGAUUGUGAAUUUGGGCAGCUCCAAAACAGAUCUGUUUUAUGAAAGGAAGAAGUAUGGCUUCAAGAAGAGGUGAAGAUGCUACCGUCGGGUCCAUCUUGUUGUUUUUCAGCUUUUGGAGAUGUUUUUUUUUUUUUUUCUUUUUUUGAAACCUCAACAAAUGUU